Molecule: messenger RNA, 1077 nt
Organism: Tripterygium wilfordii
Lineage: Eukaryota; Viridiplantae; Streptophyta; Magnoliopsida; Celastrales; Celastraceae
Product: expansin-A4-like
Exons: 3
Coding region: 41-823 (260 amino acids)
Biological process (GO): plant-type cell wall organization
Cellular component (GO): extracellular region
Source: RefSeq, a predicted model, not a curated record
UUCCAAACAACCAACACACGCUUAUUAAUAGCAAUAAGCAAUGGCAGCUCAAACAUUUGGUUUCUCCUUCAAUAAUAUUCUUCUCUUUAUUUCCUUAUUCAGUUUGCACCUCCAUCUCCAUGGCUCUGCUGUUGUCGCCGACAACGAUGGCUGGCAAACUGCUCAUGCCACCUUUUACGGCGGCGGGGAUGCCUCUGGCACAAUGGGAGGAGCAUGUGGGUAUGGAAAUUUGUACAGUCAAGGAUAUGGAACUAAAACAGCAGCUUUGAGCACCGCCUUGUUCAAUAAUGGGUUGAGCUGCGGUGCUUGUUACGAGAUGCGAUGCGACGCCGACCCCAAAUGGUGUCUCCCUGCCACUAUCACUGUCACUGCCACCAACUUCUGCCCUCCGAACCUUGGCCUUUCCAAUGACAAUGGGGGCUGGUGCAAUCCUCCUCUUCAGCACUUCGAUUUGGCCGAGCCUGCUUUUCUCCAAAUCGCACAAUAUCAUGCUGGGAUUGUCCCGGUUGCCUUCAGAAGGGUGCCAUGUGCAAAGAAGGGAGGAAUAAGAUUCACCAUCAACGGUCACUCUUACUUCAACCUGGUCUUGGUCACAAACGUCGCCGGUGCAGGAGAUAUUCGUGCUGUCUCCAUCAAGGGCUCCGGAACUGGGUGGCAACCCAUGUCUCGAAACUGGGGCCAGAACUGGCAGAGCAACUCCUACUUGAAUGGCCAGACCCUCUCUUUCCAAGUUACUGCCAGCGAUGGAACGACUAUCACAAGCAUUAACGUGGUGCCUUCCGAUUGGCAAUUCGGACAAACCUUUGAAGGGCUCCAAUUUUAAAGCAAUUUCUCUUCUCUUCUGUGUUUUUUUCCUUCCGGGCUGAGCUUUUCAGGCCCAAUAUUUAUAUCUUAGUUUUACUACAUCGUAGAGGUCCAGACACGUGGAGGUGCCCAUAAAUAGCACCCGCUGGGCCUUUCCCUUUCCUUGGGGAAAUAUUAAUUCUUCUUCCAAAUAUGUUUUACAGGAUUGUUGACUCCUUCUGUUCUGUUGAGCACUUGAGUAGACUUAUAUACAUAAUUUAUGGGUUAGUACAA